Molecule: messenger RNA, 2820 nt
Organism: Sander lucioperca (pikeperch)
Lineage: Eukaryota; Metazoa; Chordata; Actinopteri; Perciformes; Percidae
Gene: rims4
Product: regulating synaptic membrane exocytosis 4
Exons: 6
Coding region: 1266-2081 (271 amino acids)
Biological process (GO): regulation of membrane potential; calcium ion-regulated exocytosis of neurotransmitter; positive regulation of synaptic transmission
Cellular component (GO): presynaptic membrane; cytoskeleton of presynaptic active zone
Molecular function (GO): small GTPase binding; transmembrane transporter binding
Source: RefSeq, a predicted model, not a curated record
CUGUUAAACAGUACAGCCUCUCUCUCUCUCUCUCUGUUGCUCUCCUUUAUCAUAUCUCGCUCUCACUCUCUCUCUCUCUCUCUGUCCUUUCCCGUCUCAGAGGCAGACAGUCAGUGGAGCAUCGGCACGGCAACGGGAGCGACACAGGACUGACAGUCAGAGAAGAAGAGGACAGCGAACCUCGCUGACAGCAACACGACAUUAGGAACAUUUAGGGCAGAGCAUCAAUUUGGAAUGCGGUUCAAAUCAAAGCAGAAGCAACAGAUUGCCCCCAGUUGCAAUUGUUGCUGCAACUGAUGCUCUCCUGGCUGAUCCACGCUUUGGAAAUGGAGCAGAUUUGCAACAGCUCCUGCAGCUGACGUCUCCUAGCUUUUGAAAGUCAGUUUUAUCUGUGUGAAAGAAAUGCUUUUGCUCUGUCAAAGCACGAGGAAAAGGCAACGCUGAGCGACGGAACCAAAAAAGCUUUGAUUCAGCCGGAGAGCAACACGUUUCACGCUGGGCGUCAACAUCACCUCGACCACCAGCGUCUCCUCCCAUCUUUCUAUCCUUCGCCGGGAUCUGAAGAAGACCAGGCAUCGUAGCUGUGAAUGCACAAACAGGCGGAAGAUGUGAGGUUGACAUGCAGAGAGCAGAGGUCAGGGAGUUUUGCCAUCAAACAAAAAGAGCAAGAUCAGGUUUUAUCAGCGCGAAGAUCAGGUAGGACUCGCAGCCAGACAACAACAAGUCCGUCAGACUAUCACCUGCACUUCUGAGGACAACAAGGCAUAAACAGGAGGAUGUACACCAGCAUCUGCCCGAGAACAGAAGCAAAACAAGAAUCCAAAAAAGUAGAGCAGGAAUGACAGGAAAAGAGAGAUUCAACUCGGCCACGCACAUACACAGAUAGAUGUUCAUUUGGAAAAAAAAGCAUAACACAAAGAUAUCAUUGACCAGAAUACUAAACCUCCUCAAAAGUGAGCAACCAACAGAGAGAUAGCUCACUUCAGAAGGAUGUGUUUGCAUUCGGUUUGACGUACAGAGAAACAUCGACAUCUUUCUUUGACUUUGACUUCUGCUGCCACUUGCCGCAAGUACGUUGUUGCACCGAUUUCCUUCGGUGCGAGCAACUCGGGGUUCUUGCCUGACUCUUCUUUUCGGGGUGAGGUGGAUCUGCCGUGGGGGGCAGCUGACAGCUAUCCAAGACGCCGCGAGCCGUACUCCGCGUGAAGAAUGCCCAGCCUCGCUUGGCCAAGCCGGCCGACCCGGGGCCGACUGCGGGCCUCUACAUGGAAAGAUCGCAGAGCCGCAUCAGCCUGUCGGCGUCCUUCGAGGCCCUCGCCAUCUACUUCCCCUGCAUGAACUCCUUCGACGAGGAUGAUGGGGUGGAUACAGAGGGCAGGAAGUUGAAGGGAACCAUCCAGAGGAGUACGGAGACGGGUCUGGCUGUAGAGAUGCCCAGUCGGACCGUCCGACAGGCCAGCCACGAGUCUAUAGAGGACAGCAUGAACAGCUACGGCUCAGAGGGGAACCUGAACUACAGUGGCAUGUGUCUGGCAUCGGAUGCACAGUUCAGCGACUUCCUGGAUGGGAUGGGACCCGCUCAGUUUGUUGGGCGACAAACAUUGGCGACAACAUCCAUGGGUGACGUAGAGAUCGGUCUGAUGGAGAGGAACGGGGGUCUGGAGGUGGAGGUAGUCCAGGCCAGAGGACUCACUAUGAAACCAGGUUCAAAAGGACCUCCAGCGGCCUACAUCAAAGUUUACCUCCUGGAGAACGGGAUCUGUGUGGCCAAGAAGAAGACCAAGUCAGUGAGGAAGUCUCUGGAUCCUCUCUACAACCAGGUCCUGGUCUUCUCUGAAAGCCCACAGGGGAAAGUGGUGCAGGUGAUCGUUUGGGGCAACUAUGGACGGAUGGACCGCAAAUGCUUCAUGGGCGUAGCUCGAAUCCUGUUGGAGGAGUUGGACCUCAGCACAAUGGUGAUUGGCUGGUACAAGCUCUUCCCUACCUCCUCCAUGGUGGACCCAACGAUGACACCACUCAUCCGCCACUCCUCCCAGAUGUCCCUGGAGAGCACCAUUGGGCCCUGUUGUGAGCGAUCCUAAGACUCAAGAAAAAUAUAUAGUUCUGUUGUUGCGACUCAGAUGCCAUUGCUGUCUCAACCAAAUCCUAAGACACAUUUUUAUAUAGCCUGUAGCCCAGUGCCUGGGUCAUCCAGGUGGUACUGCCCCUGGAGCAGGUAGGUGUUCAGUAUCUUACUUAAGGGCACUUCGACAGGUCUAACCACACUUGGGACUGAACCACUCACCUGAUUUGGGAAAUGACUUUACUAACUAGUAGGUCAUUUUGGCACUCAUUGGAAAUACAGUACUUUAAUUCUUUUGAUAUUGUAUCAAACUGUUUCCCAAGACUCACGGGAAGCACAUUUAUUUUGUUGUUGCAACCGACCGCCCCUCAGACUCACAGGAAAAUGUUGCUCUCUUCAGAUUUCUUUGAGGAGAAAACAAAAACCUACUUAAUGAGGAUACUUCAAAGGAGGGCUCGGCUGCCGACACUGAUCACAUCCUAUUGGGACCACAACACACUGCAGGCUCAGCUUUUGCUUCCGCUACGCGCCUUCACAGCCUACAUUCGAUUCUUAUUCCCAGGACUCCCUGUUGUCUUUCUGCGUCCUCCAUAAGGGGCUGGACAGCUCCUGAGUGUUAUCUGUCCAUCUACAAGUCUGGAGAGAAAGUGAGACUGCCCUCAGACUGUUUGAGACACCAGCCUCCCAUUUUGCAGGAGCAUGAGGACAGUAGAUUGUAGGUGAAUUGAUCUGUGCACAGCAGGAGUACAGAGGACUUU